AUGAUGCUCAGCUUCUUCCUCCAGUAUUCUGAGCAAUUCGCCGGUGUCUUCUCCUUGGGUCAUCUCGGUCGGCUACAACUUGCGGCGGCCUCUCUCGCAACCAUGACCGCUACGAUUACAGGACUAACAAUCUUCACUGGAAUCUCGACGGCCUUGGAUACGCUCUGUUCACAGGCCUAUGGCAGUGGUCAGAGACACGAGCUGGGUCUACACCUGCAGCGCUGUUUGCUGCUGGAGCUGGUAUGCUUCGUGCCCAUUUCCGUCAUCUGGCUGAACGCCGAAACCAUCAUGUUGUGGCUUCGACAAGACCCCGAUUUGGCCCGCUUGUGCGGAUCGUUCUUGAGAUUCUACUGGUGGGGCGCACCAGGGUAUGCAAUCUUCGAGGCACUUAAACGGUUCCAGCAAGCCCAGAAUAUCUUUCACGCAUCGACCUAUGUCCUUUUGAUCACUGCUCCGCUGAACAUAGCUUGUAACUACACGUUCGUGUGGUCUUCAAGGUUCGGAAUCGGCUUUCAAGGAUCUCCUAUUGCAACAGCAAUGUCGUUUAAUCUCAUGGCACUUCUACUGGCGCUGUACGUGCGGUUUGUCGAUGGGUAUCAAUGUUUCGGCGGCUUCAGCACGAAGGCCCUGAAGGAUUGGAAGCCGAUGCUCAAACUUGCCGGACCAGGGAUCAUCAUGAUUUGUUCGGAAUGGUGGGCGGUCGAGGCCAUGGCCAUGGCUGCAAGCUACCUCGGCACCGUCAGUCUCGCCGCGCACUCUAUCAUCCAGACAACGGCCAAUCUAUCCUUUCAGAUCCCCUUUUCGGCGAGCGCGGUAGUUGCUGCCCGGAUCGGCAAUCUUGUUGGCGCCGGCCGCCAACACUCAGCUCGGAUCUCAUCUACUACUGCAAUCAUGCUCGGAGUAGGACUGGGGCUGAACAAUAGCAUAUUCUUAAUCCUUGUCCGGCGUGUGUGGGGGUGGCUGCUCACAAACGAUGCGGAAACAAUCGGGGUCUUCAUUACUGUGGUUCCCAUUCUGGCAGCAUUCCAGAUUGCCGAUGCCACCACGAUCAUAACCAGUGGCAUCCUACGAGGUCUAGGCCUUCAACGGACUGGGAGUAUUAUCAGUCUCUUCUCAUACAAUGUUCUCGCCAUUCCUCUGGCACUGACAUUUACCUUUGUCAGACACUGGGGUGUGGUCGGAUUAUGGUCUGGUAUGUUGAUAGCAAUUACCACCGCGGCUUUGCUGCAGGUAGUCGCAAUUGGCAAGGCGAACUAUGCCAGCAUCAUACAGGACCCAAGGGAUAGGGAUCUGGAACAUAGUAAUGUGUGA
Molecule: messenger RNA, 1311 nt
Organism: Cyphellophora europaea CBS 101466
Lineage: Eukaryota; Fungi; Ascomycota; Eurotiomycetes; Chaetothyriales; Cyphellophoraceae
Exons: 3
Coding region: 1-1311 (436 amino acids)
Biological process (GO): xenobiotic detoxification by transmembrane export across the plasma membrane
Cellular component (GO): membrane
Molecular function (GO): antiporter activity; xenobiotic transmembrane transporter activity
Source: RefSeq, a predicted model, not a curated record